Messenger RNA from Brassica rapa (field mustard), 3889 nucleotides. RefSeq lists its product as uncharacterized. Lineage: Eukaryota; Viridiplantae; Streptophyta; Magnoliopsida; Brassicales; Brassicaceae. The record is from RefSeq and is a predicted model, not a curated record.
UUUCACUGGCCGGUCCGUUUUUCCGACAGGGAGAACACAAAAGCAGAGAAUUCGUACCUCUUUCUCGCCUUCAAUAAUUCUGAUCCCCUCCUCCACUCUGUUUCAAGCUGUCAUCAAUGUCUUCUUCUUCCUCUUUCAUCUUCUCCUAAAUCGCGAAAGCAAACACAGUCGAAGAGAUGAUGCAUCGCGUUCUCCAUCUUCUUAUCAUCUCCACUCUUGCGAUCUCGAUCCUCGCCGAGAAUGAUUCUAUAUACGAUGUCCUUAAAGCACACGCGUUGCCGAUGGGGCUGUUACCGAAGGGCGUCGAGGAGUUCAACGUUGAUAUGGAGACGGGACAGUUCUCGGUUUACCUAAACCGGUCGUGCGAAGCGAAAUACGAGAGCGAGAUACAUUACGAGGCAAACAUCACGGGGACGAUAGGCUACGGAAGCAUCGGUGGUUUGUCCGGUAUAAAGGCUCACGAUCUGUUCCUGUGGUUUCCGGUUAAAGGGAUCCGUGUGGACAUACCUAGUUCCGGUGUUAUAUACUUUGAUGUCGGAGUUGUUCGCAAACAGUACUCCAUGUCUUUGUUCGAGACGCCUAAGGAUUGUGUUGCUGUUGAGAACGAGGCUGAGUUUCGUGGGGAUGAUAAGGUUCGGUCAUCUAUGUUACAAUUCCACGAAGUGGAUCAAAGUGAUGGGAGAGACAUUGUGUAGCGCCAAAAGGGUUGAUGAAUGUUGUAAUGAAGAUGUGUUUAAAGUAUACAAGUUUAGAAACUUUUAGGCUGCUCAUAGAUUUAUUUUUGAAGACACAUACACAUACACACAACCUUCUGUUUGAGGUCAGAUACUCACUUUGUUUGAAGUGGAAAUGAGAUGUGAGCGCAAGUUUAGACGGGAAGAACAAGUGUGGGAAGGUUUUGUAUGGAAUGUUGAGAUUCGGUUGUUGGAGCGAUCAUAGGUGAUUGAAUGUUUUGUUUUAUCAUGUUUUGCACUUUGUCAUGUAUUUUUUUUUUCUCCUUGUAGCAUAAUACAUAAUAUGUAUGUAAUGUAUAAUAGAUGUGUACCUGUGUAAUAUUCUUUAUCCCCAAUAAGAUUAUUUACAUUUUGCAGUAUUUUCCGUUCACUUGAUCAUAUUCUCUAGCAUCUUUUGUCUGUGAUGUUCUGGUUUAUGGCAUGUGUGCUCUGGCUGGUGAUUUUGUCCCAACUCUGUUUCGAUUGGUUUUCUUUUUAGUAUCUUCUGUUUGGGUUAUGUCUCCAUGUUAAGGCUUUGUCUCUGGAGGUUUGGAACCUGCCAGCUAUUGUAUUCUGCAUCUGAAUCCUACCUUGUAUCCUUCUUUGUUUCUCAUAUGAAUGAAGUUCAGUGUUAAAAAAAAAACAAUGAUAAAUAUGUCACUUAUUGUAAUAUAACAACCUUGCUUGUACAAGUUGCAGCGCCGGCCUAUAUAUAACUCGUUGAGCAAAUUGAACCAUGCCAGAAAUGCAUGUGUUAUGGUACUUCUUCUAGUUAAGGUUUUUGAUCAGAUUAAAUUAUUUUAACUUUUGGUGGUCAACUACUAAUAAGUAGUAGUAAGUGUGUAACCUCUGUUAUAAGAUAACAUGUGUUAUAUAUAUGCAUGAAAGAAACAUCUGAUUGCAACGGUGUAUUAUAAAGCUACACAUAAAAGAAGAUUUGGAAAUAAAGCAUGUGCCAGACAUACUGAAUGAGAAAGAAAGAGAUGUUUUGUACUAAUUGAGCCAGUAUGAAGCAAUCCUUUGCCAUGCUUUGCGGCUUGCUCACUUCAUGAAAACAAAAUUACAUUGAUAAGCGAUUAUGUCCUACCUUGAAUCAUUAGUACAUGACUUUUCAUCUUAUGAGUUGAUCAAAAUAUUAACCUUGAUAUAUUAUUGACAAAUUUGUAUGAUCGUUCACUCGCACUUUUCAAGUGGGCAAUGAACUUCUCUAACAAGAAUGAUAAAACACCAUUAUUUUAUUUGGUCCCUUGCUGAUCAGCUCAGAAGAUUUCCAUAAUUGAAAACCUGAAUUUGUGUACCAAACCAAUAUUGAUAACCAAUCUUUAUUUAUUAUUUAAGAAGUGGUUUGGUUUCAGUUUUAUUAAAUAAAUUAUUAUUACUAAUAAUCUAAAUUAGCAAAGCCGACUUAGCUCAGUGGUAGAGCGCGUGACUUUUAAUCACGUGGCCGUGGGUUCGAUCCCCACAGUCGGCGAAAUAUUAUUUUUUAUUCUAAUGAAUAUUUUAUCAUUUAUCCUCUGUGUCUCCUUCAACUGUUCCUCGUUAUGUAGUCUAUUCAUCUUCGUUUUUCCUCCUUUCCAUCUGAUCGGAGAAGAGAAUCUCUUAUUCCCUUGAUGAUUUGCUCAUUUCCUUUCUCCUCUUGUUCAUUCAAGCCAAACUAAACCCAGAAACUGAAACUUUGGGUUCAACUUUGAGCCAUUUAAUUGAUUAACAUUGUCCAAAAAGAUGAUAGAAAAAGAAUAUCGCCCAUUGUGUGCGAUGUUUUUUAAUCCAAUCUCGGUAGGUAAUGGGUAGCAUAUACACGUGUGAUGCAUAUGAUAUCACAUCACAUCUAGAAUGGGUGAGUUCCUUAGUAAAAGAAAAACAGAUACUUGCAUACAAUGUCUCUCUUUGUCUGCGUUCAUAUUAAAGAUUUAAAGAUUGUAUAUAUGUUAUUUCACCUGUGGUUAUUAGGUACACAAGACGCCCUUCCAAGUUCUUGAUGAAAUCACGUAUUAGUAUAACCACUGUUACAAGCUGCAAGGAAAGGUUUGAUGUGUCACUAUUUAAUAAUUGUAAUAUUUGGUUGGUUUAAUAUGACCAAUGUUGUGCCCAUCUGGUUAAUUUAUACACUGAAACAUAUUGUUAAUUUAUCCUCUGUAACCAUUCAGUUGGAUAAGGAAAACUGGAUAACUUUGAUUCCAACCAUAAUCUUGGCAUUAGUUAAUAAUUAAAUUAUUAAUUUACUUUUGCAAACGGAUUAGUUGAGACGAGACACGCCGAGUAGACAAGACACCACACAUAGCCCAAUAGACAAUAAGAUUAGGAAAAUAGGGCUAUAAUCGUAAAUAAAAAGAAAAGUAAGGGUGAGUCUCCGGACGUGAAAGCAAUUCUUAUACCCGUUUAGAAUCAUCGUACGGUUACAAAACGAUUCCGCUUCUCCGCUUCCAAAAUAAAUAACCAGAUAGUACCCUUCACACACGCCAUUUGCAUUUUCUCUCGAGUGUUGUUUUUUCCUUUCUCUCAAAGAUGGCUCAGGAAGAUGUUGCUUCGGUUGUUGAGAAGUCUGUUACCUUCACCGCGUACAAGCCCCAGCUGAUCGUGGAGUCUCAGAGGGUCGGUGACGCUGUUGCCUUCUACAAGACCGUGUUUGGUGCGGAGGAGACUGGUCACUCUCUCUACCCUAAGCGUAAGGCUGACCAAGAGCUUCCUCACCUUGUCUCUGCCGAGCUCAAGCUCGCUGGCACUACCGUCGUUGUUUCUGACGUCUCCGUUAACUCUAAUGCGAACAAGGGGUCCAUGCCUGCAAUCCUCGAAACUGAUGACGUGGAAGCGGCCGUUAUGCAAGCCGUUGGCGCCGGAGCUGUCAAAGUGGAGGAGGAGGUUGAAGGUGGAGUCAAGGGUAAAGUGACGGAUCCCUUCGGUUUCACAUGGAUCUUUGUUUCUCCGGCGAAGAAGAGUGAGAACGACGAGACCAAAGAGGCCUAACUGUCGUCGUUGUCUGAUCGGUUUCUGAACAAACUUUUAUUAUCCUAGUCUGUUUAUGCUUUUAGUUUGUCUUUUUGUGGAAUCUCCGGUAUCAAUAAACCGGAUCGGUUAGCUAAAUGACUUUAUUUCAAGUUUAAUUUUCACCCAUUUUGACAAUACUUUGGUGAAAGAAAACAAAAAUUAAUCUCGGAUGUUAAUGUUCUGUUGAUUUA